This is a messenger RNA of Brassica oleracea var. oleracea, 1031 nucleotides long. RefSeq lists its product as uncharacterized. The record is from RefSeq and is a predicted model, not a curated record. The transcript is spliced from 2 exons. NCBI's taxonomy places the organism in Eukaryota, Viridiplantae, Streptophyta, Magnoliopsida, Brassicales, Brassicaceae. Bases 441 to 956 code for a protein of 171 amino acids.
GAUAGCCAAUUUUUGGGAUUAGAUACAAAACUCCAAAAGAAACAAAGAGCAUGAGAUCUCAAUCAAUGUCCUCUCACCUAACUUCACUUCUUCCAUUUAAAUUCUCACAUUUAUAACCUUCACUUUCAUUCAGUGUCUUUCCACUAUCUUCUCAGCUCUUCUUGCCUUAAAUUCUGGUCCUCUCUUCUCAUUUAUAAUCUUCACUCCCAAUGCGCCUCUUUUUGUUCCCCCUCCACUCCCUCAAAAUUAAUGCAAAGAGACACGUCAGUAUAAGUCUUGUCUAUAUAAAGGAAUAUAACAGAAGCUUGAGAGCUAGUUCAGUGGAGCUCCCAUCUCUUCUUGUCUGGAACUAGCUCUAUGAGUUCACAUUGUUUCAUACUCUUCCUUACAUCAACCAAAUAAAAAGAAAAGAAAAGAAAAGAAAACUACUUAUUGUCAAGAUGAAGAAGAAACUGAUAAUGUUUUUGUUUGCUCUUCUGCAACUUCUGUUAGUAAACUCUCUUUCUCCAAAACAUCCAUCAGCCAAGCCAGAUGCAGAAAUAAAUGUGAUGGGUUUCGUUUACUGUGAUGUCUGCUCCAACAACAGCUUCUCCAAACACAGUUACUUCAUGUCCGGCGUUGAAGUGAGAAUAGACUGCAGUCUCAAAUCAGGUUCCUCGACAACAAACGAGAUGAUAACAUUCUCUGCGAACAGAACCACUAACGAGUUUGGACUCUUCAAGGUAACCAUAACAUCUCUAGACAGCGUUGACUUGGACAGUCUCGCAACUUCUUGUCAAGCGAGUUUGGUGGGAAGAAGAGGCUCCUCGGAUUCUUCCUGCAACGUACAUGGUUACAGAAGCACCACGGAUCAAGUCGUGUUUAAGUCAAAACGGUCUAAUCUCUGUAUCUAUGGAUUCAAUGGGUUAAACUUCAGACCGUUCAAGAGGGACCUUGCCUUGUGUGGCAAGAAUUAGGGCUUUCAAACUACAAACUAUCUCAAAAGUUGUUUUUAUUUAAUCAAGAAAUGAAAAUGUGUUUGUGCUAAAGAA